AUUCUUGGUUGAGCUUUUCAUUCACUUGAUCAUAGUACGCAGGUCGUUACUCACAGUCUUUUCGGAAUUUCCUUCUGUUUCAUACUCUGAUCAAGAUCGGCCUCUCUUUCCUUCUUUCUCAUACAAUCUUUGAUAUAGCCCAUGCCAACCGUGUUGCGAUAACCCUUAUACGCAAUCGGCUGCCGACAUGGCGGCUUUUCCUUUCUUAUCAGCAGCCUCUCUUGUGCUUCUUCAGCUGGCAUUACAAUGUUCGGCCCAACGUCUGAAUCUUACCGGGCCAUUCCACCUCACCAACCACACGUCCAGCCAGAACCUCACAGCUCACACACAGCUGCCUCUCAACCUCACCACCCACACCCCCGGUGAUGGCUGCGUCCACCUCCCCAUCAUCCACUCCACCAACGUCGACCACUUUGCCCGCCGCGGCAUCCAACUCGCUCUCAACAACCGGUCUGACGUAGCUUACUACGCCCAACUCGAAAUCGGCACCCCCCCACAAACAGUCUACACCCAACUCGACACGGGCUCCUUCGAGCUCUGGGUAAACCCGGACUGCGCCACCGUCUCCCCCUCCGACUCUUCCUUCUGCCAACACAUCGGGCACUACAACUCGUCUGCCUCCUCCACUGCCACCGCCCUCGGCACCAACAAAACCUUGCGUUAUGGCAUUGGCUCCGCCAACAUCGGGCAUUCAAGAAAUGGGGCCGCCGACGGGUUUUUUAAGUGCGUAUAAUAGAUAGAUAGACCUGGGUAAAAUAAAGCGUACCUAAUGCUACCUACUCUUAUCCCCGACA
Messenger RNA from Neurospora tetraspora, 794 nucleotides. Its product is annotated as aspartic peptidase domain-containing protein. Bases 188 to 733 code for a protein of 181 amino acids. The transcript is spliced from 2 exons. Gene Ontology annotation, molecular function: aspartic-type endopeptidase activity. The record is from RefSeq and is a predicted model, not a curated record. Gene Ontology annotation, biological process: proteolysis. Lineage: Eukaryota; Fungi; Ascomycota; Sordariomycetes; Sordariales; Sordariaceae.